Plasmodium reichenowi is the source of this 1296-nucleotide messenger RNA. RefSeq names its product nicotinamidase, putative. The transcript has a single exon. NCBI's taxonomy places the organism in Eukaryota, Apicomplexa, Aconoidasida, Haemosporida, Plasmodiidae. Bases 1 to 1296 code for a protein of 431 amino acids. The record is from RefSeq and is a predicted model, not a curated record.
AUGAAAUGCCUUGUUAUAGUUGAUGCACAAAAUGACUUUUUACCGAACGGAUCAUUUAACUCGAAAGCUGAGUAUUUAGAUGUUAUAGAUAAGAUUAAUAGUGUAAGAUUAAAUUUGUAUAAAUGUACAGAAGAAAGUUUAUUAAAAUUAAAAGAUUGUAAAGAUAUUAUAGAAGAGAAAGAAGAAAAAAAAUAUGAAUAUAUGUAUGAAGAUAAGGAUAUUGUUGAAUAUUCAAAAUGUCAUAAUAUCAUAGAUGAUGAAAAUAAUAAUGAGGAUAUAUAUUUAUUUCCCAUGAAUGAAAAUAUACAUAAUAAUAUAAAUGGUUAUCCGCAUGAUUGUAUGAAUAAUAUAUAUGAUAGUAGUAAUAUUAAUUGUUAUAAUAAUAAUAAUAAUAAUAAUGAAAUAAAUAAUAAUUGUAAUAAUAAUCAUGAUAACAAUGUUGUUAAUUUAACAAAUCAUACAGAACAUGCAGAUCAUAUAAUAGAUUAUAACAAUAUAAAAACUAAUAGUGAUGACUUAAAUUUUGGUAUGUGCAUUUUAACCGUUGAUUAUCAUCCUGCAAUGCAUAUUUCUUUUGCCGAAACUCAUAGAUUGUUAUAUGAAAAAAUAUGUAACAAUAAUUUAAAAUAUAAUAAUAUAAAUAAUAAAUCGAAUAUGAAUUGUUAUGAUAUGAAUAAUUCAGAAAAUUUAUGUAUUAAUAAUAAUGAAAAUGAGGAAAUGAAAAAAAUCGAUGUAAAUAACAAUUUAAUAAUCGAAGAAACCGAAAUAGAAUCAUAUUUGAAAAAUAAUAACAUCCAUACAUUAAGUGAUGUUCUUAAUAAUAUUGAUAAAAUUAAAUCAUCACAGAUAAUAUAUAAAAAUAUUAAAAGUAAAAAUGAUAUUAUGGAAUAUCAUAAAAUAAAUUUUUUAAAUGAAAAUAUAGAUGUAUGGCCUGUACAUUGUGUUAAAAAUACAUAUGGAUGUAAAGUACAUAACAAACUCAUAAGACAUAUAAAUGAUAUUAUUAUUAAAAAAGCUCAAAAUGAAAAUAAAGAUAGCCAUACCAUAUUUGAAAAUGAACAAGUAAAUGGUAAUAUACAGAAAUUAUUAAAACAAAAAAAUAUCACAUCUGUAUAUGUCUGUGGUUUUAUUUUUGAAUAUUGUGUUAAAGAAACAGCACUCAGCUUUUUAAAUAUGGGAUAUGAAACGUAUAUUGUUGAAGACGCAACAGCUUAUUUAUUUGACCGACAGGAAGAUAAAUUAUUUUUACAAAAUAAAGGAAUCAAAUUUAUUAACUCAUCAAAACUUUUGUCAUAA